AUGGGGAGCAUGGGGAAUUCACUCUGUAGACCGCAAGGCAAGCCUUCGGUUGACAGGCUGACGACAAUCUCCAGGAGCAUCCAGGAGAACACGCAGAUCCUCACGGACAAGCUGCACACGCAAGGGCUCAAUGCUCCGUCCUAUGAGCCGCAUGGCCUUGCCGAUUUCCCCCUCAAGGAGUCUGACGAUGAGACAUUGAGGGCCAGACAGCAGAUUCUGUCUCUGACCAAGGAGCUUCGAGACUUGGUGCUGGGUCCGCGGGAGGCUUUGAAGCUGAUGGCCUUGGAUGUCGUCAAUUAUAUCCCUCUGCACGCCAUCUACACCUUCAAGAUUGCAGAAGCAGUACCUCGACAAGGAUCCAUUUCAUACGACAACCUCACCAGGGAAGUCCAUCGCGUCUCGGGCUUCAACAUUCCCGCCUCUGAGCUUCGCCGCCUCCUCCGGCUCGCCAUGGCCAACAAUCUCUUUUGCGAACCCGAGCUGGGCCAUGUCGCCCAUAAUCGCACCUCGCUCGUAAUGCUAGAGGACGAGACUCUGGCCAGCUGGGUUGGAUUGUACACGGUUGACCUGUUUCUUCCCGUCGGCAACACCGUCGCAGCUAUGCAAAAGUGGCCUGGUUCGCAGGACCUCACAGAGACGGCCGUCAAUAUCUCGUACGGCCACAACAACACCUUCUUCAACCACGUCCAGACAGACACAACACGGGCCAAGAGGUACGAUCUCGCCAUGCGAGCCCACGGCUCCCGUGAAGGCUUCGACGUGUCGCACACAGUCCAGAGCUACCCCUGGGCAAAGCUGGGCAACGCCACUGUCGUAGAUGUAAGAUCCGCCGCCGCCGCCGCCGCCAAGGCACCACUGCUGCCGCCGCCGCUGCUGCUGCUGCAGAGAUUUGUUGAGGUCAUGGGCGGUAACGAGGGCUACGUAUCCAUGGCCAUCGCCGAAUCUUUCCCCAACCUUCGCUUCGAAGUCCAGGACCUCCCUGGCAUGCGGACCGAAGCAACAAUCGGCAAAGUCCCGCCCCAUCUGGUCGACCGCGUGAAGCUCACCACGCACGAUUUCUUCAACGACCAGCCCACCGUCGCGGGCGCCUACUUGUUUCGUCACAUCUUCCACGCGUUCCCAGACAGAGACGUCGUGCGGGCUCUGAGGGCCCUGAUUCCCGCAAUGAGGCACGGGUCGCGCGUUAUCUUGAACGACGUGGUUUUGCCCGCCCCUGGGGCCGUGUCCUUGACCGAGGAGAAGACGUUUCGACUGCUCGAUGUGCUGAUGAAGACGGUUUGUAACGGCCGGGAGAGGGAAAUCUGCGACUGGAAGCUCCUGUUCGAGGAGGCUGAUACGAGGUUCGUCUGGCAAGGAGCCUGGAAGUCGAGCGGAAAUCUGUGGUUUGUGGAGGCUCAGUGGCACGACAAGACCGAGGUGAAUGGAGACAACGCUCGCCCCCUCCCCUCGGUCCCUGCUCAGGGCAAGAUGUGGACGGCGUCGGCCAAAUAA
Messenger RNA from Metarhizium album ARSEF 1941, 1491 nucleotides. RefSeq names its product O-methyltransferase, family 2. Gene Ontology annotation, molecular function: O-methyltransferase activity. NCBI's taxonomy places the organism in Eukaryota, Fungi, Ascomycota, Sordariomycetes, Hypocreales, Clavicipitaceae. The transcript has 4 exons. The coding region runs from base 1 to 1491 and encodes 496 amino acids. The record is from RefSeq and is a predicted model, not a curated record.